AAACGCUUACUAACUCAGUCACAUUACCAUCAGAUUGAAAGAGAGAGAGCGACAAUCAAACCUGCUUCUCAGAAACAUGACAGAUCAAACUCCACAACAGACAAUGCCAAUGAAUGACAGCUCCAAAAACCAGACUUGUGAUGUAUUCAUCUACAAGGAGUCUGCGCGGAUCAUCUUUCCCACUUUCUAUUGCCUGGUUUUUAUCAUCAGCGUGGCAGGUAACAGCCUGGUCCUCUGCAUCACCUGUCAGAAAAAGCAGAAGAUGAACUCCACCACCAUGUAUAUCAUCAACCUGGCCAUCUCCGACACCCUCUUCACCUUGGCUCUUCCCGGCAGGAUCAUCUACUACAUCCAAGGCUUCGACUGGCCUUUUGGAGAUUUCUUGUGCCGGCUGACUGCCAUGAUCUUCUACAGCAAUACCUAUGCUAGCAUCGCCUUCAUGACCUGCAUCAGUGUAGAUCGCUACUUGGCCAUGCUGCACCGUCAGAGAUGUCAAAGACUAAGGAAAAACAAAGUUGUGCGAGGUAUCUGCAUUCUGGUAUGGGUGGUAGUGCUUCUUGAAACGUCUCCUCUGCUCAUGAAGAACACCAUGGAAUACAGGUCCGGUCAUCGAACGUGCAUGGAGUUCUCUAAUUUUGAUAGCCCCAGGAUGGCAUACGUUCUCCUGUUUGCUUGCAUAAUUGGGUUUUGCAUUCCAUUGGGACUCAUCCUGUGCUGCUACAGUCAGGUCAGCUACAAGCUCUCCAAGACGGCCAAGGAAAACCCGGUGACCAGCAGGUCUGGCAGCAACAGCAGAGCCAAAAAUAUGAUCCUGCUCAUUUUGCUGAGCUUUGGCGUGUGUUUCAGUCCCUAUCACAUCAACAUCAUUCAGUAUGCAGUUAGAAGGCUGUACAAUGAGCCCACUUGUGAGGACUUAAAGACUUUGAAAAUGUCCCUGCAGGUAACCGUUUCCAUGAUGAACUUUAACAGCUGCCUUGACCCUAUUAUUUACUUUUUUGCUAUCAAAACGUACAAGCAGAGAGUCAUGAGUCUUUUUAAGAGCUACCUUUCCGUUUCAGCAUCCUCAAGGAGCAUGCAGGAAAACAGCAGCAGUAACACAUGAGGGCCAAUAUUAUGUGAAGAAAAAUAUGAUGGUGCAAACUGCAGAGGAAAUGUCUGCACACGUGUGAAAAUUUGGUUAGAUAGCUGUAGAGUGCAGAGUUUCAUACUUUUUAUUUCUGAGCAUAUGGAAUACAAUUUCUUAUCAUUGAUGGUGUAUCUGUUAUUUUGUCUUGGGAUUUUUGACCACAUUUUCUGUGAACUUAAGAUAUCUGACAUAAGAUCACUGAUAUUAUGUUGCUUUUUGGUGGUCAUUAGGAAUUUUAAUAUGAAACUAACAUGCAUUUGUCACUCAUAUGCAUUUAUAACUGAGGCUCAUUUGUUUUUGUAAUAUAUUUCAAAAUUGAGAGAUUGAGAUUAAUAUGCUAUUGGAUUUGAAUGUUUUUACUUGGUCUUGUAGGCCUGCCUUUGACGUCAAAUGAAAUUGAAAGGCUUAAAGCGAAAAUGGGAAAUUCUGUUAUCAUGUACUAAUCCUCAUGUUGUUCCAAACCCAUACGAAAUUUGUUCAUCUUCAGAACACAAAUGAAGAUAUUUUAAUCAAAUUUGAAAUUUAAAAAAAAAAAAAAAAAAAAAAAAUAUGAAUCAUGCAAUUUAAUCCAAGUCUUUUGAGGAAACAGGAAUGGUUUAUUUGAUAGCCAGCUUUGAUUUUGGCUUUUUUUUUUUCAAAUACAAAUUGAUAUUCUAAUUUAUGUCCUGAAAAUAAACAAACGUUUUUUUUUUUGGCUUGAAACAAUAUGAGGGCGAGCAGGGGCGUCGGACUGGGGGUAAAACCAGUACUGAUUACCAGGGCCCAAGAGGAAGAGAGGGCCCUUGAAAAGUCUGGAAUAUAUAUUUCAGGGGGGCAUUAGGACUGCCAAUGCAUAGGGCCCGGGAUCUUGUGCAGUGCCCCUGAGGGCAAGUAAAUAAUGACAGAACUUAUCUAUUUUCAAUUUAGAGUGAACUAAGCCUUUAAGAAAAUGAAUUAAUUGGAAAAGUCCCACAUAAAGGUCAAGGAGGCUAAAAGACCAUUUUGAGUAAGAAUGAGUUAUUAUGUAGGUGUAUGUUAAUACCUAUUGAAAUUUCCAUAAGCUGCUGUGUAAAUACUGUGUUUUGCUUAAAAAAUGCUCACAAUGUGUGUUACAU
Messenger RNA from Carassius auratus (goldfish), 2220 nucleotides. Its product is annotated as G-protein coupled receptor 183-like. Gene Ontology annotation, cellular component: membrane. The record is from RefSeq and is a predicted model, not a curated record. Lineage: Eukaryota; Metazoa; Chordata; Actinopteri; Cypriniformes; Cyprinidae. Gene Ontology annotation, molecular function: oxysterol binding; G protein-coupled receptor activity. Gene Ontology annotation, biological process: G protein-coupled receptor signaling pathway. The coding region runs from base 77 to 1102 and encodes 341 amino acids. The transcript is spliced from 2 exons.